Molecule: messenger RNA, 1235 nt
Organism: Lotus japonicus
Lineage: Eukaryota; Viridiplantae; Streptophyta; Magnoliopsida; Fabales; Fabaceae
Exons: 6
Coding region: 214-906 (230 amino acids)
Biological process (GO): regulation of DNA-templated transcription
Cellular component (GO): histone deacetylase complex
Molecular function (GO): protein binding; transcription coregulator activity
Source: RefSeq, a predicted model, not a curated record
GAAACCAGUCACUCUCACACUCAUCUCCCUCUUCCCCUUCUCUCUCCAUCUCUGUGUGUGUUUUCUCCCCGCAGAAUUCCCCAAUUCUCUCCACUCUCCUCUCUCAAUUUCCCUCUCAAACCCCCACAUUCAUCACCAGCAAUGCACGAUCUUCAAGACGAAUGCAAUUUCAUCAUUUGAUUUUACAGCUUCGGUUCAUUCUGAAUUCGAAAAAUGCUUGUUGAAGCAGCAAUGGAAAGUUCCGUCAAUGGUGGUGGUGCCUUCUCCCAGUUACACCAGAGCUGCGGAGAUAGCAGCGAGGAGGAGCUUUCCGUCCUCCCUCGCCACACCAAGGUGGUUGUUACCGGCAAUAACCGUACCAAAUCGGUCCUCGUUGGUCUCCAAGGAGUCGUUAAGAAAGCCGUUGGACUCGGUGGUUGGCAUUGGCUGGUUCUUACGAAUGGAAUUGAAGUGAAGCUGCAGAGGAAUGCUCUUAGUGUGAUUGAAGCACCCACUGGCAAUGAGGAAGAUGAUGAUCUUGAAUUUGAAAAUGUGCAAUGGAAUGGAUCAGAUAUGGCAUCGGACGACACACAGAAGACCCAUAAAUCGAGGCACAGAAUGAAUAGAUCAUUGGGAUCAUCUCACAAGACCAUGAGUAGGUCCUUCUCUGGUGAUUCACAGUCUAAGGGGUCCGUUACUAUGACUCAUGGGUCCAUGAAGGUUGACUUGAGCAAACUUGAAAUGGCUGCUUUGUGGAGAUAUUGGCGACAUUUUAAUCUAGUGGAUGCCAUCCCAAAUCCAUCAAAAGAGCAGCUAGUAGACGGUGUUCAGAGGCAUUUCAUGUCUCAGCAAAUCGACGAGUUGCAGGUCAUCAUGGGGUUUGUCCAAGCUGCAAAGAGGCUCAAGAGUACGACUGUAUGCAAAUGAGAUGGAGUGAAGCUAAAAAUGAUGAUAUUUUGUUAUAUUUUCUAUGCUAACCAAGAUAAUGUAUCUAGUAUCCACUUCCCUUAGUAUAUGUAACAUAACUAUCAGUGAUUUGUAUCUUCCUGAUAUAGUAGUAGGUUAGUUGUUGGAGGUUAUAGACUAUAGAGCUCCUUACUCUUUUGUAGAUAUAUGUGACCUUGUGACUGGAACGUUAGGGAAGAAGUCUCCAUGGCUUUCUUUUCUAAGCUUGAUCAUUCAAGUAUCACUGACCCGGGAAGUGGGUUUUCAGAGACCUUAGUCUUAAUGUGUAUAUAUAUUUUAGUUUCUCCCAA